Messenger RNA from Hymenoscyphus albidus, 1334 nucleotides. NCBI's taxonomy places the organism in Eukaryota, Fungi, Ascomycota, Leotiomycetes, Helotiales, Helotiaceae. The record is from the annotation of a GenBank genome assembly.
AUGUUCACUUUUUCUUAUCCCAUAACUAGAGACUACCCCUUCAGAUGGUUCAAAUGGGUUGCUCUUGUGGGCGCUAUUUUGCUCACUGCCUUAGUUUCAAUUUUGAACUUUGCUAAUAAUGGGUACACCAUGGAUAUUCUGUACACAACUGAACUAAAUGAAAACGUUUCUCGCCGAUUAUGGACUCAGAAGAUGAUCAGAACAGAUGACAAGACUUUCCCCACAUGCAAUUCCCAAAAUUUGCCCGUAAAUACUCAAUAUUAUACUAAUAAGCUUGGUUUGGCCUACAAUAUUGCCAAUUUUUGGCAGGUUUUACCAAAUGGAAAGAAUCUGACGUUGCCUUCACUAAAGUACUCCAACAACCUGAUUGAGAAUUGUACGAUACCACUUAUUCAACUGGAUUUCACUUCGUUUGAUAGAUCUGCAGCUCAACUUGGGUGGCGUGGAUGGGGGAUCGGAGCUAUGGUAAUGUACCUUGCGGGUCCGCUUGUUUUAGCUAACAAAUGUUCUUUAGGGUUUUGUGACAUGCCUCGUCAAUAAUGGACAGCAGACAUAUGUCAAUCUGACGACCAACGAUCUUAUCCCACCUACUAUUGACACCGGUGCUGCCUUUCAGUUUCUUCAAGCGCCAGAUAGCCAAGAUUUAACCAGUUUAUGGUGGGGGGAGUCUUUGCUGUAAGGAAAUAUGUAUAAUUGUAAUCCUAUAACGAGUACAGCUAACAAUUAUAAGGUCAUGGUACUGGCUCAACUUAGCACAGAGAAUGUGAAAGCAGGCUAGGCUUGAUGAGAACGAGGAUAUUACAAAAGGAACUCUAGUGUAUAAGCCAGUCAUUUAUUGAUAAGAGGGUAAGACUGAUCCUCACUUUUUUCCAGUCCUUCGACCCCAUACAAAUAGUUCAGACUUGACAAGUCUAGAGUCUUUCUCCCCAACAGAAUGGCACUACGUUUCUACCCCAUGUGGAAAAUCGCCCAUAUGCUGUUUGAAUCCAGCUAAUAAUCCACAUAACAUCGGCGCAUUACACGCCCAAAAGGUCAAGCCGGAUGUAUGGAUCGAAUCAGAUAGUUUCGCAAAAGUGUUCUAUUCCACCAUUAUGGCAGACUUAGGACAAGUCUACACACCCAAUAUUGUCAGCAAUGGCGCUCUAUUGACCGCCUUCUCAAAAAAUAUUACGGUCAUGAACAACACAGUGGAGUCGAAUUGGCUUAAAGCCGGCCCUGCAAGGGUGCCAUAUAUUUCCAAUGCGGACGAUGAUAAGAAAUUGGCCAUCACACCUUCCUAUAUUUAUGCGCAAUACCUGUCAAGUCGACGGGCUCUCUGUUGCUAUUACUUCUAA